Messenger RNA from Sesamum indicum (sesame), 1492 nucleotides. RefSeq names its product porphyromonas-type peptidyl-arginine deiminase family protein. Lineage: Eukaryota; Viridiplantae; Streptophyta; Magnoliopsida; Lamiales; Pedaliaceae. Gene Ontology annotation, molecular function: agmatine deiminase activity; protein-arginine deiminase activity. Gene Ontology annotation, biological process: putrescine biosynthetic process. The record is from RefSeq and is a predicted model, not a curated record.
CUCCAAUCUAGUCUCCAAAAGCUCACUUUAGUAUUAGCUUUGCAAUUUGCAUCUGCAGCUUCUUGGUACACUCGGGAUUCAUUCCGCAUAGAGAGAUAAAGCGACAAUGGAACUAAAGGGGACGCCCGUUGAGCAUGGAUUCUACAUGCCCGCGGAGUGGGAACUCCAUUCGCAAUGCUGGAUGGGCUGGCCUGAGCGGCCUGACAAUUGGCGAGACCAUGGAGUGCAUGGUCAACGUGCAUUUGCCAAUGUUGCCUCUGCAAUUUCAAGAUUUGAGCCUGUUACUGUAUGUGCCAGUUCAGCCCAGUGGGAAAAUGCACGCAGCCAGUUGCCAGGACAUAUUAGGGUGGUGGAGAUGAACAUGAAUGAUUCUUGGUUUCGUGACACUGGUCCAACUUUUGUUAUUAGAAAUAGUUUGUCAAGUAAAGAGAAGCUGGGCAACAAGAUUGCAGGAAUUGAUUGGAACUUCAAUAGUUAUGGUGGCAUAGAGGAAGGUUGUUAUGAAGAUUGGAGCCUAGACCUACUUAUUGCUAGAAAGGUUCUGGAAAUUGAAAAGAUUCCAAGGUUUGCCCAUUCCAUGAUUCUUGAAGGUGGAAGCAUUCAUGUAGACGGGGAAGGGACUUGCCUUACAACAGAAGAGUGCCUCCUGAAUAAAAAUAGAAACCCUGGUUUAACCAAAGUACAAAUUGAGGAUGAGCUCAAAGCAUAUCUUGGAGUCAAGACGAUCAUCUGGCUACCUCGGGGGUUGUUUGGUGAUGAUGACACUAAUGGUCAUAUUGAUAACAUGUGCUGUUUUGCAAGGCCUGGUGUAGUUUUGUUGUCAUGGACUGAUGAUGAAUCAGACCCCCAAUACGAACGAUCUGUGGAAGCCCUUUCCAUUCUUACCAGUGUAACAGAUGCCAAAGGUAGAAAGCUGGAAAUUAUCAAACUUCAUGUUCCUGGGCCACUUUAUAUGACAGAUGAGGAGGCUGCUGGAUUACAACAGGAUGGUGAUGCUAAAGCAAGGAUUCCUGGAACAAGGCUUGCUGCUUCAUAUAUAAACUUCUACCUUGCCAAUAGAGCAGUAAUUACACCCCAAUUUGGAGACAAAAAGUGGGAUGAUGAAGCUGUUCGUGUUUUGUCUUCUGCAUUUCCAGAUUAUGAGAUUGUCAGGAUCGAAGGCGCACGUGAGAUCGUACUCGGAGGAGGAAAUAUACAUUGUAUCACACAACAGCAACCUGCUUGCCCAUAACUUUUUUAUGCUUGCUAUGAAAAAUGGCAGGGCUGUAACUCGUAACCUAUAUUCUCCAGAUUUUUUGAGGGAUUCAGUCGGUUUUAGUGCUUUUGGAACAUAGCUGUUUCCAGUUUUUGUGGGAUAAUUGUUUGGUCCUUUCCUGAAAUAAUUUAAGGGGUCGCUUACUUUCUUGUGUGAGAUACAUAUUUGGUUUGGGCAUAAUUAGAUUAUUUAUCGAACAUGAUAAUUUAUCAAGUAUCUACUUCAGUGAUUAAAUGA